UGUGGACACUGCUCGGUCGGAGGCGCAACAUGUCGCAUUUCGUUCGAUCGAGCUAGACGGAGGUUCGUGUCUGCGCCCCACGCCGAUUUUUCGCUCGUUCUCUGCGCGCCGUAUUCCCAAACCGUUGCCGCAAUCGCGUCCGCGGCGUUGUGACUUUCCCCGUCGACGUCUCGACGCUCCGAGAUUAUGACGUCAAACCGUCGGCCGACGCGGCCGCGCGUGAACGACGUUCCGUCGUCGCGGAAGCGAACAUAACCCCUCCGAGAGACAAUGAACCACCUCGUUCGUGGAACUUUCUUCUAAAACCGCGAGGGGAAAAGGCGAGCUUCUGGCGUCGAACGAGAUACAUUCGGUUAGCCGUCGACAUGGGACUGCUGUUCGCGAAGCUGUGGAGCUUCUUCGGCAAUGAAGAGCACAAAAUAGUCAUGGUCGGUUUGGACAAUGCCGGGAAGACGACAAUAUUGUAUCAGUUUCUGAUGAACGAGGUUGUCCACACGUCCCCAACCAUUGGCUCUAAUGUCGAGGAAGUUGUAUGGAAGAAUAUUCAUUUUAUCAUGUGGGACUUGGGUGGUCAGCAGAGUCUGAGAGCCGCCUGGUCCACUUACUAUACCAACACCGAGUUCAUCAUUAUGGUCAUAGAUAGCACUGACCGAGAGAGACUUGGCAUGAUCAGAGAAGAGCUCUACUCAAUGCUGAAUCAUGAAGAACUGAGCAAGGCCAAUGUUUUGGUGUACGCCAACAAGCAAGACUUGAAGGGCAGCAUGACUGCUGCCGAAAUUUCGAGACAGUUGGAUUUAACGUCCAUUAAGAAGCAUCAGUGGCACAUACAGAGCUGUUGCGCCCUCACAGGAGAGGGGCUGUACCAGGGACUAGAAUGGAUCGUCGGACGUUUAAAAAAGACAUGACGUACAUUAUGAAAGUCGUUUAUAACUAACAGAAUAUUCAAAAUGUAAAAUAUGUUAUUAAGUUAAGUUAGCCCUGGUUAAUACACUUUGACGGUUAUACGGAAGUGGAAAACAGUUUGGACUGUCGCAUUUUUUUAGUCAUUAUUUAAAUUUUCUGAUAUAACCUUCAAAGUGGAUGCGAUUACCUUAUUACGGCAGAGCCAACACUUGAAGGAUGGUGGACGGGUAAAUUCAUUCUUUAGCAUUAAUUGCGCUGAUUGCAUACGUGAUAAGAAUGUUUGAUAUUACUGUUCGUGACAUAAUAACAAACUUCAACUCCUUUGUUAUACAAUCAGUAACAAAGAUAAGAAAAGAAUGAAGAUAAGUAGAAAGCAAGUACAAAGCAAGAUAUUAAGCAUACUAAAGGAGGAAGACAACCAUUUUUUGCGUCCGUAUACGAAAUGUAUAUUCUUGAUUAAUUACCAUAGUUAAAUGGCCAUUAAAUAUAGCGACAAAUAUAUAGGACCACUGCACCAGUCGCUGAACAGUCGCAAAUAUAAUAAAUGACUGUUAAAAAAAAAUAUUCACAAAAUAGUACAUUGCAAAUUAAUACAUAUUUUUUAUAUCUAAUCUUCAUACAAAUUUUAUUAAAAUAUCAUUUUUUACUUGAAGAUGAAAUUAUAUUAAGUUAUUUUUAUCUGUUUAUUGACUAGUGCAGUGAUCCUAUUUUAAUUCAUUAAGAAUGUUAUCAAUUGCCUAUGCAAAUUUUGUUGUACCAUUUGCCAUGGUAAAAGUGCGAGAUUUCUCUUAUCCCGUUCACCACGGUAAAAUUUUGCAGUGAGACUGGCAGCAAAAAUUAAUGAAGGAGGCAACUCGUUAUUUGUACUCGGUUGACAUAUAAAAAGCGCAACAAAAGUGCAUCUGUGUACAUAGUUUUUUAUACUUCUCGUUAAAAGAGCGAACUCUGUAAAAUAAAAAGGGAAAAAACAUAAUGCCAGAUGAGAGAAGGAGAAAGUGACAGAUUUUUCAAUACAUUUCCGUUCGUAAGGGCCGAGCAGAUUCAUGGCAAGGUGACCCGAUCAAAGAGAAUUAUUCUCAAGGUGGAAUAUAUGAACUGCUCUGUGAUACGUGAAUUUAAUUCCGAGACAGUUGUUUGCCGAAUAGAUCACGUAACAGAUAUGCGACUUACGUGACGCGUGGAAAACAAAAGCGCAACUGAAGGAUCAGAUAGGCUGAUAAAAGCUCUAAUCGGAAGACCGACGAUAUUUUUAAGCGCAUGCGACAUACGUAAUAUCGUGACAGGUGAAUGGGAGCUUCGAAUCAAAAACUUUUCUAUUGUCUCGCUGAUCCAUUUAAUCGAUCUCAAUUUGUUGUUUUAUUUCUCUUAUGGUCUCAGUAUGAGGAAGCUUGUAAGUUUAAUAUAUAUCAAUAUAGUUCACUGCUGUAACUUUUAAUGUCCAUUUCUACGAAUAUCGAUUAAUGUCGGUUUAUCUAUUCAUCCUCUAUUCAUUUCUAAUUAGAAAAAGACAAAAUGCAAUUUAAAUCGAAAUUAAUCACCAUUGGUAGAAGUUAAUAUAGCGAUGUUAUUUUCUAAGGCAUAAAGUUUUAGUUGUUUAAGGAAACAUAUCUUCCGAUUCCAUUCACCCGCGGUUAUCGUGUGCCGCCAGGAUGGAUGCAAGACGGGCGAAAAUCUGACACAGAGGAAAUAUACCUUGUCUCCAACUCCGACAGCUGUCUCGUCUUUGCUUUAUUUAAAAUUGUAAAUGUAACUAUCUUUUAUGUAGCAUUAAAUACUCCAGUAGAUAUAAUGUUGAUUAUCAUAGCUUUAAAAAAAAAGAAAGAAAAUUGUCGGUGUGUGCUACAAGAGUAACGGGUACACGCGAAGAUUAUACCUAGACAACACGCAAUGCCUAAAAGACGUUAGAAAGAUAUCUUAAAAAUGUCUUUUAGACAUGCAUUGCACUGGGUACUGUACAGGCAGAUUGUUAACAUCGUCGCAUGAAGAGAUAUAAAAUGCCGUCUAACAAUGCCAGAGUGAGAUCCUAACGCUUAAAUGUUAACGCUAGCUUUCUCAUAUUGAGAAAUGCGCGGGAUUCUUAAAUGUGUUGAUGACACAAGAGUUGUAUCUCCCGUAUACAUUGUUUGCCGUAUACAUUGCUCCCCUCAAGACUCUACGCGGGAAUAUAUUAUUCGAAUCUUACACGCUCGUCAAAUCUAUCCACGGACGCGUGUUCGUCUCUUCUAUUUAACUGUAAUUGUGUAAAAAAAUAAUUUCUGGAAUAUAAAGUACAAGAACGUAGGUUGUUUUAAUCACAUGCGAGGACACAACUCGUGUUGGUUUGCAAAUUCUACACAUGGCCCGAAUGUAUCGAAAUAACGAUUACGAAAAUCAAUCUUUUUCCAACUUAUUCGGUCUUUAUCUAAUAUAAUUGUGUAACAUAAGCCAGGGAGAAUCCUGUAUAAUCGAAUAAUAACAAAGGCUAAACGUAUGGGAUGUUAAAUAAAUUCAAUUAAAAAUCAGUUUCUAUCAGUAAGAAA
Monomorium pharaonis (pharaoh ant) is the source of this 3422-nucleotide messenger RNA. It is a transcript of the gene Arl5, whose product is annotated as ADP-ribosylation factor-like protein 5B. The transcript is spliced from 3 exons. Gene Ontology annotation, biological process: vesicle-mediated transport; protein localization to Golgi membrane; intracellular protein transport. Gene Ontology annotation, cellular component: cytoplasm; trans-Golgi network. NCBI's taxonomy places the organism in Eukaryota, Metazoa, Arthropoda, Insecta, Hymenoptera, Formicidae. Gene Ontology annotation, molecular function: GTP binding; GTPase activity. The coding region runs from base 366 to 905 and encodes 179 amino acids. The record is from RefSeq and is a predicted model, not a curated record.